ACUGAAGGAAAGUAAAGCCAGUGCACAUCACAGACGUCAGUACAACUGGUGUUCGGUUAUCAGCGGGAAGUGAUGGCUACGCAAGAUGAGGUUGGAAUUGGUGAUUUCGUCCUUUUGGACGAAAUCACCAUGGAAACUUUUAUGGAAAACCUUAAAAGAAGAUUUCAAGGUGGAAAGAUAUACAGCUAUAUAGGAGAAGUGUGCGUUUCUGUCAAUCCAUACCGAACUAUGAAUAUUUAUGGGCAAGAAUAUAUCACUCAGUAUAAAGGAAGAGAAUUCUUUGAAAAUCCACCCCAUAUAUUUGCAAUAGCAGAUGCAGCUCAUAAAGAAAUGAAGCAGCAGGGACGUGAUACAUGUAUAGUUAUUAGUGGUGAGUCAGGAAGUGGAAAGACAGAAGCCUCAAAAAUAAUAAUGAAGUAUAUAGCUGCAGUGACCAAUUUAGGUGGUCGGCAGGAAGUCGAGAGAGUGAAAAAUGUUCUUCUCCAGUCAAAUGCAAUUCUUGAAGCAUUUGGAAAUGCAAAAACGAAUAGGAAUGACAAUUCCUCCAGGUUUGGAAAGUACAUGGACAUAAACUUUGAUUUCAAAGGAGAUCCAGUGGGAGGCCACAUUAAUAAUUACUUAUUAGAAAAGUCAAGAGUAAUUUUACAACAGAAAGGAGAAAGAAAUUUUCAUAGUUUUUACCAGUUGCUUGGUGGUGCAAGUGAACCAGAGCUUAAGGAAUUCCAGCUCAGUCGUGACCCCGGAAACUAUUUUUACACUCGACAAGGAAAUGCUUCAAAAGUAGAGGCAAUCAGUGAUAGGUCAGAUUACAAAGCAACUGUUGGAGCAUUCAAAACAUUGGGGUUUUCCAGUGCUGAAACAGAUACAGUCUGGAAAAUUGUGGCAGCAAUUCUUCACUUGGGUAAUGUGGAAUUUACUUCACAAGAUGAUAUUGCUCGGCCAGUAGACCAAGGAGCAGUAAGCCGUGUAGCAUCUAUGCUUAGUGUGGUACCAGCUGAGCUGACUAAGGCACUAAGUGAAAGGGUUAUAGCAGCUCGUGGGGAAGUCAUGCAGAAGACCCACAACCAGUCAGAAGCCGAGUAUGGCAGAGAUGCAUUAGCCAAGGCUGUGUAUGAUAGAUUAUUCACAUGGAUUGUGGGAAAAAUAAAUGAGACACUUGGUAGUGGUGAUCUUCAGAUGAAGAAGUCAUACAUGGGUACAGUGAUUGGUGUGCUAGACAUAUAUGGAUUUGAAAUAUUUGAUACAAACAGUUUUGAACAGUUUUGUAUUAAUUAUUGUAAUGAGAAGUUACAGCAACUCUUUAUUGAACUUGUUCUUAAGCAGGAACAAGAAGAGUACUGUCGUGAAGGAAUUGAGUGGAAGAACAUAGAGUACUUUAAUAAUCAAAUCAUCUGUGACCUAGUGGAGCAACCACACAAAGGUGUUUUAGCAAUAUUAGAUGAGGCUUGCCUGACUGUUGGAAAGAUUACAGAUGAGAUGCUGCUGGAAGCUAUGGAUGAAAAACUGUCUAACCAUGAACAUUUCACAAGUCGCCAGCUAAAUCCAAUGGACAAGGAACUAAAGCAUAAAGUAGAGUUUCGCAUUAGGCACUACGCAGGAGAUGUGGUGUAUAACAUCAUUGGUUUUCUUGACAAGAACAAAGAUACUUUGUUUCAAGAUUUCAAGCGACUUCUUUUCAACUCGUCUAAUAAGUUAAUUAGCAGCAUGUGGCCUGAAGGUGCAAUGGAUAUAACAAAGACAACCAAAAGGCCACUGACAGCAGGGACCUUGUUCAAAAACUCCAUGAUUGCUUUAGUGAAGACUCUGAAGAGCAAGGAACCAUUCUAUGUCCGGUGCAUUAAGCCAAAUGAUGUGAAAUCUGCUAGUGUAUUUGACUCUGAGCGAGUGGAACACCAAGUGCGAUACCUCGGGCUCUUGGAAAAUUGCAGAGUGCGCAGAGCAGGAUUCGCGCAUCGCCAGAGUUACACAAAGUUUCUUAAACGGUAUAAGAUGAUAUCACAUUAUACAUGGCCUAACUUCAGAGCUGGCACUGACAAAGAGGGGACACGAAUGCUCAUUGAUGAAAAGGGAUUUUCACAUGAUGUCAAAUAUGGGCACACAAAAAUAUUUAUUCGUUCACCCAGAACACUUUUUGCUUUGGAACAGGCAAGAAACCAGCUAAUCCCGGGCAUUGUGAUCCUGCUUCAGAAACUGUGGCGUGGCACAAUAUGUAGGAUUCGUUACAGGAAGAUGAAAGCAGCACUAUGCAUAUUUAGGCACUACCGAAAGUACAAGAUCAGGAGCUACAUGAUCCAGUUGCAGACUGCCUUCAUGCAUGUGAAAUCACUACGGGAUUAUGGAAAAACUAUUAUAUGGCCAUCACCACCAGUGGCUGUACGCCCUCUAGUGCCCCUUCUGAAAAAUAUUUACAGUCGUUGGAGAGCAUGGAUGAUCCUAAGGCCAAUUCCAAGAGAUGAAUGGCCACAGCUGAAGCUCAAGAUUAUAGCUGCAUCAGCACUGCGAGGGAAACGUGCACACUGGGGGCAAACACGCAAGUGGGAAGGCAAUUAUCUUGCCCAGAGUAGUGAAAACCAGAAUGCCAAUCUUUUCAUGACAAGUGUUAAUAGCCUUCGUUCAUCAGACAGGUUCCAGAAGGUCCUAUUCUCAUCAUUCAUUCGCAAGACAAACAGGUUCAGCAAAUGUGCUGACAGAGCUUUGCUCAUAACUGAGAAUAUGCUGUACAAACUGGAAACAAAUAAGUUCAAACCAAUGCGAAAGGGCUCUUCAAUUUCAGAGGUAACUGGCCUGAGUGUUAGUCCUGGACGGGACCAGCUAAUAGUAAUACACUCCAACAAAGGCAAUGACCUUGUGGUGUCUUUACAGGCAAAUGAAGAUCGAAUUGGAGAACUGGUUGCCAUUCUAUGUUCUCGUUACCAUGAGUUCCGCGGCAGUGAUCUGCCGGUUACAGUCAGCAGUAGCUUCCAGUGUAUGCUGGGCAACAAGAGCCUUCCUGUAAGGGUCGAAGUAUCUGCAGAUUCACAAGCAGCAGAUUUCAGGCGUGAUGGCAGUGCUAUUGUUUACACAUUACCAUCCAGUUAUGCAUCAAUCAUGGAAAAUGGACAACAACAGAAGAUUGCAGCAUGAUAAUGACAGAUGAAAUUGGAGCAUGGAGGGUUAACUUGUAACGACAGUUUUGAUGCUUGGCACUCCACAGCAUCAAUGUACCUUCAAGCUACAAAUAAAUUAUUUAUUGUGUAACUGGUGUUGGAAACUAGGCAUCAUCAGCAAUCUUACACCGACACUAAUCACAUCCGAGUGUAUAUUUGUUAGUAACUAUCAGUUUUUCUUUUCUGGAGAAACACUAAAAGUAGUUACCUAAUACAUGUUAUGCCAACAUAGAUGUGAUUAGUGCCAGUUUAGGUUCCUGAAGAUAAGUUGGUCCCACACACUGGACAAGCAAUAAAUAAUUUGUAUACAGUUUAAGUUUGGUUAAAAAAGGCUUUUAUGAAGAUAAAUUGUAUAAAGAAUACUUUUUAUAUAAGAUGAUUCUUAAUGUAUUGGCUGCGGUUAGUAUUCUCAGCUGGAGAAAUUUUCUUACUGCAAAGUUUGUUUCCCCUUUGCAGAACAAAGAUGUUGAACAGCAUGGUUUGUUAUUUAAAAGUGUUGUAGUAAAGUUGGGUAUUUUACAGUAGCUACCAGUUAUCUUAAAUUAAUCCUGUUAAAAAGUUACACAAUCAGUAGCUACCAGCUGACAAUCUUAAAUUAAUCUUGUUAAAAAGUUACACAAUACAUUUUGGGUGAGGAACUUGAGCCUUUCCUUUCAUAUUUAUGUCAUAAAAUUAUUUCUGUGGCUCGUUACAUUGUACAUCCUUCAUAUAUUUUUGUGUGAUUGUGUGUGUGUGUGUGUGUGUGUGUGUGUGUGUGUGUGUGUGUGUGUGUGUGUGUGUGUACACCUAAAUGUUCUUUUUCUUACUUCACUUUAAGUAUCGCUGGGGACUGAAGCAAAGUGCAAUGUAGUUAAAUUUUUGUAUGACUUUGAUUUCAAAAGAAAAUUGUGGGAUGAAGGGCAGCCUGGUUGAUUACUGAUCAAUGAAAGCCAAAUUUAAUGUACAGUAUUUUACAAAGUCACAUUUUUGUAUGUGCUAAUUUACAGUUUGAACUGUAUUUAAUGACUUGAUGUAGUACCAUUAAGAAGCAAGCUGAUGUAUUUGUAGAAUUUUCAGUCAUUGCUAUAGAACUGAAUGAGCUCCUAUGAGAUGUAUUUAUUCAUAAUGAUAAUGUGCCAUGGCAUUUUUUUUAUUUUCAAAGAUCAGUAACUAUUGAACUGACGAACUGCAGUUUGUAAUAAAGAUUUCAUAACCUAGCCCUCCCUACCCAUAGAGAGCUGUGGACAACUUAAUGUGUCAUCAUUUAACAGUUCAGUAAUUGAUAUAGGCUAAUAUUUACCCCAAGGAGUUGUUUAAUAGUGCAAAUAUUAGCGAUCCAUCACCCCUCCCCUCCCCCCCGGCCCCUGCCCUCCUCAAGGAUUCUCUCUCUCUCUCUCUCUCUCUCUCUCUCUCUCUCUCUCUCUCUCUCCCUCCAUCUCCAUCUUUUCUGACAUCCCUUUUUUUAACUGUACUCACUAUGUUUCUCAGCUGCUAUAAAAGGAAAGUUGUACAGUUAUAUAGUUGCAUUUUAGAUUAUUUUAAUUUUUUAUAUAACUUCUGUGUAUUGAGUAGUUGAGCUUUUGCAUACGUCUUGCAGUAAUACAAUAAAAGUUAUUUCAAAUUGAUGAAAAUAUUUUAAGAGCAUAUAUUUUUAUUGUAAAAUUUAGAAAAUGUUUUGUAUUAAAUGCUGUUAUAGAAAUGGUAUGUUUAACAUUUAUGAAAUUGAUGUUACACUAAAAGUGAAACGUGUGACACAUUAUAUUAUAACAACAGCUCUGUUUUUAUGAGGCUGACAUUAUAUUUCUAUUUUAUUUAUCAGUAAUGUGUAUUCUUAAUUGUAAGAGCAGAAAUAGGAGCAGAACAUUGUGAAAUGGUGCUAAACAGGAAAGACUAAUGUAAGUAAAUUUUAAAAAAAGUACAAAUUGCACAUAAUUUCACUUGAAGUGCCUUAGAAAUGCUUUCCUAUGAUGUGAUAUUUUUAAUUUUUCUUGUAUAAAAUAUAGCAUUAAACAGUGUUAUUCAAACUGUAAAUAUGUAAUUCAUAGUAUUAAAUUUGUUCCUCUGUGAUGUUGCCACACUAAUUUUUCUUAUCAACAGUAGAAUGAUACAAGAAAUCAGUUUCUGAAAUUAUUACAUAUGAAUGUCUCACCUCUUCUCUGUUUUAAGUUUCUGAGCAUAAAAUUAUAACAUGUGGUUGGUGAUUUUUCCUGUGAAUAUAUUCAAACAAUGCUGUUUUACUACAGUUUUCUGAUGCCCUGAUUUAACUGGAGGUCUUAAAAAAAUUAUGGUGUAAAUUAUAUUGCUCAUCAUGAAUUUUUCUGUACAUUCUCACAUAACAGAAUAACAAUUGCUUUGUUCCCUACAAUGCAUCCAGUUCUGUAGUUUGUCUCCAUUUUUUGUGCCUGUUUUAUUUGUGAAGAAACUGUAAUCCAUUUUAUAUUUACCUGUGCUGAUAAUAUAUUCUCGAAUCCUUAGUUCCAUGCUUUGCAAUGGUUAUCAGCAUUUGAACACUGGCUGGAAUAAAAUUCUGAAGUUCAUGGAACGGUUAAUUCAUUUGAAUGUUUAAUUAGUGACGGAGUUUCUUACAGAUUUUACAGUCAGGCAUUUAAAUUUGUAUGAAUGUUUCACGUAAAAAAAUAAUGUCUCAUGGUAUCCCAUAUGCCUUCAUGAUGAAUGCUUAAUUUCCAGUAACUACUGAUGUUCUCUGACCUGCGUGACCUGGAAGUGACCACAUUGUAGCUUAACUGUUGGUGUGCACAUAUAAUUUGCAGUUACAACAUUGAAAGACAUUUUCUACCACCUAUUUUGGAACAUAAAUAAAAAAAAAUAAAGUUAGUUUGGUCUUUUACAGUAAUGUAAUUGGGCUUCUUGCAGAAAAUUUUGAAUAAUCUGAUAUUUAAUGCAUUUACAGUGUCCAUAUUUGAUUAAUUUUUCAAUACUUUUUGGUUGUAAUUUUGUGCAGCCAAGAAAUGUACUUAAUGUAUGAUAUGUUAAAUGAGCUAAUGUUGUUACCAAUGUAUUAUUGUAGUCGUUAUGAGUUUCAGUGAUUGUGUUCAGUUGUGCCAUUAUGAAAGUAAAGAUUUCAAUUCUGGAUGAGUGCUUUAUGUCUUCAAUUACUCUGUUUUGAUUAACAGUUGACUCUAUAAUAUGUGAGACUGGGGAAAAUAAUUCCCAUUUUAUGACUUUUUUUGAUGGUGGAGGUCAUUUUCCAUAUGGGAAUACAGUAUUAACAGUUAUAUAGCACACCCUUGUGUGAUAGUUGUGCCAUAACAUCACAAAAAAUUGCUAGAAAAUGGUAUGGAAUACAUAUUCAUGUUUCAAUACUAUGAAAUUAAUUAAUGUAAGAAUUGAAUGUUUUAUAGAAUGAUCCAGAAUGAUAAUGCGACCAAAUAAAAUAGAAAAAAUAUAUUCUUUAUUAGUGGUGACAGACUGAAAGAAAAAUCAAUUUUUGGUAAUAAUGCCUAUGGAGCUCUGCUUCCUUCAUGUCAUUUAUUUUUUGUUGGGCAGAAGAACUGAUAGUUCCAAAUGUUAAUAUAUCUGACAGACUAUAUUUUGUGAGUGGAUCUGCUGAUAUGUGAUGAGUAUACAUUAUUCUAUUUUUAUUUGCUCAUAGUAUUUGUUUAGAGAUGUAGAAUUCACAGCCAGUAUUUUUAAAACUGUCAGUAUUUAUUAACAGUGUGUUUCAUCAAAGAGCGAUAUUCUGGAAGAUCCUCAAUAAAUGUGUCCUUAAAGAAAAAAAUGUGAACUUUGUAAGUUUAAAGAAAUAUUACUACAAGAAACAAAUUUUAUGUACAUCAGUAUUUAUAUUGUAUUUAAAAAUAGUGGGUGUUAAAAUUUAAAAUUUGUUUAUGGUUGUGGCUCUUGUGAUGCGUUCCCUAGCUGCACUGUGUGCACCACAUUUUAAUGAAAGAUAUGUGCUACUGGUGCUCUUUGCACAGAAAAGUAUAAGAACAGAGUAAACUGUAACAGGAGAUAAUUGGAAAUAAAAAUUAUGAAUCUGA
Molecule: messenger RNA, 7126 nt
Organism: Schistocerca nitens (vagrant locust)
Lineage: Eukaryota; Metazoa; Arthropoda; Insecta; Orthoptera; Acrididae
Gene: Myo31DF
Product: unconventional myosin ID
Exons: 18
Coding region: 73-3123 (1016 amino acids)
Biological process (GO): vesicle transport along actin filament; actin filament organization
Cellular component (GO): cytoplasm; actin cytoskeleton; plasma membrane
Molecular function (GO): actin filament binding; microfilament motor activity; ATP binding
Source: RefSeq, a predicted model, not a curated record